Anas platyrhynchos (mallard) is the source of this 1910-nucleotide messenger RNA. The record is from RefSeq and is a predicted model, not a curated record. NCBI's taxonomy places the organism in Eukaryota, Metazoa, Chordata, Aves, Anseriformes, Anatidae.
AUGCCGCCCCCCAAGACCCCCGGGACCCCUUUCCACAUCGAAGCGAUCCUCGCCGCCCCCCCCCGGCCCGGCCCCGCCGCCCCCUGCCCGCAGCCCCCGCGCUGGCCGGGGCCGGGGGCGCUGCCGGGGGCUUGGGGUUGGGGUUGGGGCUGGAGCUGGGGAGGCAGCGGCGCAGGUCUGGAGUUGUCUCACUGCGUAGGGACCGAUCCCCUGGGCCCCGCUGGGCCCUGGAGGCCCGGGGGGCCCUGCAAAAUGAAGAGGGUCCGCACGGUCUUCAAACCAGAGCAGCUGGAGCGGCUGGAGCAGGAGUUCCUCAAGCAGCAGUACAUGGUGGGCACGGAGCGGGUCGACCUGGCUGCAACUCUGCAUCUCACGGAGACGCAGGUGAAGGUCUGGUUCCAGAACCGGAGGAUCAAAUGGAGGAAGCAGAGCAUGGAGCAGAAGAAGGCGAAGCUGGCGCAGUUCGGGGUGAUGCAGCCCACCUCUGCCGACACGACAGACACCAAGGACCACGAGGAGGACACAGUGGACGUCGAGCUUUGAGCAGCUGGUGGGAUUCAGCUGCCACUUGUUUUUUACAGGUGUGCCUGCCUGAUGGGAGGUACAAUUUUGUGCUUGUUUGGUCCAAGCUAGACUUAAAUCUCUCAGUCUGAGAGAAAUGCAGCUUGGCCCCCCCAAGCGCAGAGACCCCAUCGUUCCUGGGGCUCAUCGCCAGGCCAGCUGCAAUGCUGGUGCCAUGGUUGUGGCAAGGCGUGUGUGUGAUCUCGUUUGUUGAAGUGCCAGGGAGCACAAACAGUUCCUGUUAAAAGAGGCUGGGGUGACGAUCGGGUGGUGUCUGUGCAGGCUGUGAGCGUGAGGGCAUUUGCACACAGGGUGUUGCAGGUGACCGUGUGCUCCUAAGAGGGGAAACCCAUGCUGGGAGGAGAACCAGCCCUGGUUGUUUCUCCUGGAUAUCUGGAUUCCCAUGUUUGAUACUGAGAUCACAACAAAAAAAAAAGCAAAAGCUGUGAAGUCCUUUGCUCCCACCCGUGGUAUCUUUAUUUGUAUUUCCGUUCAUAUAUUAUCCUUGCAGUAUGAUGAACAGGGUCUGGGCCUGCCCCUGGAGCAGAAGUGCCUCCUAUCUUGUGCCUUGCUGUAUUUUUGCCUUCGUUUUGCCUUCCCAAACCCCCCGUGGGUCUCUCAGCUUUCCGACACUGCCUUCCUUCCCCACGGUGCUGCAGCAGGGAACAAGGCGCUCCCCCAGCUUGCUGAGGUUCGGGAAUUUAUAAAACCACAGCUUUCCAACACCUCUGCUGCUUCAGACGGCCCCCUGCCCCUCGGCCAGAUGUGCUGAUCCAGGCCCAGACGGCGGCUGCUGCUCUCUGCUCUCCUCGUUACACACCACGGUGCUGGGGGAAGCAGCACCUGGAGUGCUUGGCGAGCACAUCUGCAACCCCGUGCUGCUGUGUGGUGGGUGGAAGGGCUCCGAGGGGCUGGUGAUAAAUAAUUAUUUGGGCUUUCCUGUCUGUUUUAGUAAUUCUUUGGGUCCACACCAGCAGCAGCUAAAACUCUGGCUGUCACCUUGCAGUCCCAGGGUGCCGCGAGCUCAGGAUAAUUCAUCGUGCCUCCUCCUGACCCCCAACACUGUAUAUCACUUUACUCUUUUAUUAUUUAUAGAAAUAUCCUUUUUCUUGUUAAGUGUUAUUUAUUUGCUUUGUUUCUUAAUAAAAAUAGCGUGUUUUAAAAAAGAAAUGGGACUGGGUGGGGGAUGGCAGGGUUUGGCAUCACCUUGGUUUUGAGGUGGGCAGCGAUGGCUUGGUGGCUUCUUGCCCCGCAGAUGCUGAAGAUGGGCUAUCCAUCCUUUCUGUUGUGCUUGGUUUUCCGUGUUUUCCAGGAAAUUGAUUAAAAAAUAAAUAAAAAAUGGAAACCUC